Messenger RNA from Podarcis lilfordi (Lilford's wall lizard), 910 nucleotides. Lineage: Eukaryota; Metazoa; Chordata; Lepidosauria; Squamata; Lacertidae. The record is from the annotation of a GenBank genome assembly.
CCAGAAAUGCACCGGGCUGGAUGAAGCCAGCUCGAGAUCUUUUCUAAAUAAAUGGAAUAAAACAGCUUAACCUACUGAAAUAUAGAUCUGAAAAGUGAAGGUUAAGGGGAACAAUGCCCCUUAUUAAGCAAGGUAGCUAAAGUAAGGGGGUCAUGUCCUCCAUUGUGACACGUCCCCCUGCUGAGUGACUUGGCUGAGCACUUUGGGAAGAGCAACCAUUUGAGGAUAGCUAGUGAGGAAGAGCAGAGCAAGAUGCUGAGAGAGAGAAUUCAAAGACUCUCUUCGUCAAAAGUGUAAGUAGGAUUUCUCCUUUCUGAAACGUAGGGGAGGUUUAGCUGCCAGGUGCCCCAAAUCCAGCACAGAGAUCUCUAGAACCCAUUUCCUCAUUGUUUCCUCUUCUUCCCUAGGUUCCGAAGUCUGAGGAGGCUCCGCGGGCUGCUGGUCUCCUGCUGCCGGUUGCCCAAGAUACAUCCCCUGGUCUGCCAGAAGGAGGAAGGAGAUGAGUGGAAGGAGGAGGUCAACAUCAUGAAGGACGGAAAGGAGGAGAAGGUGAAGAUAAGAUCAAUUUUUGUGAGACCAUGCGACCAGGGGAUGGAGUCCACCGAUAACAACGUGGAUGGUGAGUGCUGAUCUUUCUUCCUCAGGAACAGGGAGACCAGAGAAAAUCUGGCAGUGGGGUGGAGGGUGCAGAAAGAUGGGUUAUCAGCAUAAGAAUCAAUUAAAAUAUUAAGAAUCCUUUCUCUUCUUUUCUCUUCCAGGCAACGGCAGCAGUGAGACCAGCAGCUCGAGCGGAGCUCUUACCCCCCCUCCCACGCCCAGUUCCCCCCUCCCCACAAUUCCAAGUAAAUAAAGAAAGAAAUUUGAAAACUCAGUACAUAACAGGAUUUAAAUAAAGUUUGGAAUACAAAUA